Calypte anna (Anna's hummingbird) is the source of this 1479-nucleotide messenger RNA. RefSeq names its product receptor expression-enhancing protein 4. Gene Ontology annotation, molecular function: microtubule binding. Gene Ontology annotation, biological process: endoplasmic reticulum tubular network organization. Gene Ontology annotation, cellular component: endoplasmic reticulum tubular network; cytoplasmic microtubule; endoplasmic reticulum membrane. Lineage: Eukaryota; Metazoa; Chordata; Aves; Apodiformes; Trochilidae. The record is from RefSeq and is a predicted model, not a curated record. The transcript has 8 exons. The coding region runs from base 134 to 892 and encodes 252 amino acids.
GGGCUCCCCCAUUCAAGCUUUUCCCUUCGGUUCCGUCCACUUGGGGGGUCCCGGUGGGACGGGGGGGUCCUGGGGGAACACAACUCGGAACCGCCGGUCCAAGGCUGCCCGGCCCUUCGGACCCAUCCCCACCAUGGUGUCCCGGGUGCUCUGCCGACUGAUCGAGCUGCUCUUCGGGAUGCUCUAUCCUGCCUACGCUUCCUACAAGGCUGUGAAGACCAAAAACAUCCGGGAAUAUGUCCGGUGGAUGAUGUACUGGAUUGUCUUUGCCCUCUUCAUGGCCAUCGAGACCUUCACUGAUCUGCUCAUCUCCUGGUUUCCUUUCUACUAUGAGGUUAAGAUGGCUUUUGUCAUCUGGCUGCUGUCCCCCUACACCCGGGGUGCCCGGCUGCUCUACCUCAAAUUCGUCCACCCCACGCUGUCCCGCAAGGAGAAGGAGAUUGACACCUACCUCAGCCAGGCCAAGGAGCGCAGCUACCACACCAUGGUGCAUUUUGGCAAGAGGGGACUCAACAUCGCGGCCACCGCUGCCGUCCAGGCUGCCACCAGGAGCCAGGGGGUCCUGGCCGGGAGGCUCCGCAGUUUCAGCAUGCAGGACCUGCGCUCCCUGCCCGACCAGACCCCCACCCACUACCAGGACCCCCUGUACCUCGAGGAGCAGGAGAGCAACCCCAGGCAUCUGCUGACAUACAGCACCCCCCUGGGCCAGCAGGAUGAGAGCGAGGAUGAGGAGCUAUGGUCAGACUCAGAGGUGCUGCCCCGCAGACCCCUGUCCCGUAGCCACAGCCUGCAGCUGGCCAAGAAGAAAACAUCAAGCAAAGAGGGCUCUUCCCGACUCCUGCGCAGCCGGAUCAGGAGGAAAGUGGAUCCACCCGAGGAGGAGGAGAGCUGAGGGGCACCCAGGAGCCUUCACCCCACGGUGCUGCUGCAGCAGCAGGAGGGACCCCAGGGUUUGUGCCCCCCGUCCCCCCAGCCCUGGGGAGGGGGCUCCCCCCUGGAUGACACUAUGCAAGACUUUUUCUCUGAGCUCUCUGCACCUCCAUCUGCACUGGGGAGGGGGCUCAGUCACCCCCCUGCUCCAGGGGCUCUCCCCUCUCCCCUCCUGGACCUUGCUGCUGUGGGUGGGCGCCGGCGCCUCUCCCGGGGGGUCCAGACCCCCCCUCCGCAUUCCUCCCACCCCAUGAACACUACAGGCUCUGCAGAGAGGGACACCCCACCUUCUCCUGCUGCCACUGUGCCUUACACCCCACCUCCCCUCUCCCGUGGCUGGGAUGUCCUCUGUCCCAGCAGAAGCCAAAGACACAGCCCCUGGCUGGGGACCCCCAAAAACUGCAGGCUGACACCCCCCACACCCCCGUGCCUGACUGUGCCCUGCCUGGCACCACACAGCUUUUAACAUUCUCCCCCCUCCCAGACGCUGUGAGAAGGGGUCGGGGGGAGUUUUGUACGUGGAGAAAUAAAUGUUAUUUCAGACUUUCA